CCGAGUCCCAACUAACAACGAGUUGUUAUUUGAAAAAUCAGUAUGCCACAUGCAUUUCUUACGCACUAUUUGGUGUCAUAAUUUUUUUCUUUUGAGAAAGGGCAUUAUUUGGUGUCAUAGUUCAUUCCAAAAAUUAUUCGAACUGUUAAGAAUACAUCUUUUUUUUUUGAACAACGUGUUAAGAAUACUUCAAAGUUCAACUUACUUAGUAAAUAAAAAAGUAUCAUACUAUAGCAAAUUAUUGUAUAAAUGAUUUGUUAUAAUUAUCUCUUGGUAUUUACUCCUAAACAAAGAUUCUUUAUAACUGCGUACGUACUUUAGUAAACAUGCAUAUGGAUAUAUUUUAUUCAUAAGUACUCCUAUUUAUUUUGUGGUCAAACUACAUAAUAGCGCAUUUCAACAAAUUCGAUUCAAAUGGUUUACAUUAAUUUUAUUUUUAUUUUUAUUUUUUUGGGCAAAACUGCCAGUCUUGUCUUAAUUAAUUCAAAAAUAAAUUACACAUACGUGUGACUUGUAGACACCACAAUUUUUGCAAGCUACAUAAUCUGUUAUCAUAAAUCAUUCUUUACAGAUCUGUAUAAGAAUUACAGUAAUUGUCCGUACAUUUUCAUUAACUAUAUAUUUUUCUUUUUCAAAAACUAAAAUGAUUUCUCUGGUAUGUUCCAUCUCCCUGACCAGUUUGUGUAACAUGAAUGUCUCUCUCCAAUGAACCUUCGCGCAGACAUAAACAGCUCACUUCCGUCAUUAUUAUUUAUAUUUUAAAACAUUAAAAAAAAAACAAGAACUGCAUUCAUUAACAUGUUCACUCAAUCACCUCCCUCAGAUCGAUUCUUUCCUCAACCUUCAUCAACUCAAACCUCAAAACAUGUCCAGCUUCCUCAUCUUCUUCCUCUUCGUCAUCACCACUUCAUUACUCAUCACCGUCCAUGGCUACGGCUCGACAGGAACCAUCGCCGCAGCUUUCGGUUCAAACGGGUUCUUCUGCGCCAUCGACGCAAGCGGGAAGCAAGAAGUCAUCUGCUGGGACAGAGGCAACACAAACCACUCUCCCGGAGAAAUCUCCGGUUACUCACCUCCGGCGAUGUCUUCUCUCUCCGGCGGCGAAGGCUUCCUCUGCGCCAUCACCUCCAACACCUCGCGUGCCUUCUGCUGGAACCUUCAAGAUCCUUCUCAAAACCUCGUCCCGAAAGCUUUUCAGUACAACUCUUACUCGAGUAUCGCGUCCGGUAACAACCAUGUCUGCGCUAUAAGUGGGUUGUACUACUCAGGUCCUGACUACGGUCCUGUCCAUUGCUGGGAGUAUACGGACACAUCUGGUGUUCUUUGGAACUCGUCUUUUCAUAAUCCUUACAUAGACACUCUCAUGUUUCGUAAGAUCGUGUCUGGAGAUGGGUUCACUUGUGGUGUUACUAAAGAUGGAGAGUUGGUCUGUUGGGGACCAAAGUCAAACGGUUUGGGUCUCUCCGACAAGGGAGAAGGGUUCGAGGUUUUAGCUUCCGGGAGAAACUCGGUUUGUGGGGUCUCUAAAGAGUCAGGUCAGCUUCAAUGCUUUGGAGAUGAAACGGAGUUUGGAGAAGUACCAAACCGGAUCCGGUUUAUUUCUCUUUCAGCUGGUGCUGAUCAUUACUGUGGUAUCAGAGAGGAUGAUCACGGGGUUGCGUGUUGGGGAAGAAACGUGAAUUCAUCCUCUUCAGCUCCUAAUACUUCAGGUUUCGUAGCGAUCUCGUCUUCAGAUUCAACGACGUGUGGCGUUAGAGAGCUGGAUCUGGUUCUUGAUUGCUGGAGAGUUCAUGAUUCCACUAAACCGGAUUAUAGUCCUCCUCUGGAGCUAUGCAGCCCCGGGGUGUGUUCCCCUCGUGGUAACUGUGGCGAUGGAUGGUUUGCUUUCAACGCAAGUAUCUUGAAAGAGUCAGAACUCACUAGCUUGUGUUCCUUUCAUGACCUAAACAUAUGUUUACGCUGCGGGGUUGAUUGCUUGGAAGGCUACUUCCCUUCGAGUGGCUGUAACCCUAACGCGGACAGGGUCUGCACUCCUUGUUCGUUGUGUCAGAACAGUUCUUGCUACGGUGUGUGCAAGAUCCCUGCCGAGAAAUCGCGUAAGCACGAGCAGAGAGAGGUGAGGAGGCUUGUGAUCAUCAUUGGAUGCUCUGUCUUGGGGUUCUUGGUUAUGUUGGUUGGUCUAUCUUUCAUUCCGAGGAUGACUAAAGGCAGUAAAAGAGAUGAUGAAGAGAGGAGUAAGAUGACUUGUUGCUUUUGUUUCGACAAGAACUCUGUCGAAGCUGAUCCUGAUCCUGUUCCUCAGACGGGGCUUCUCCCGAGCGCUGUCUCCCUAGGGGAGACAAAGAUCUUCCGUCUCUCGGAGCUGAAGGACGCGACUCACGGGUUUAAAGAGUUUAACGAGCUGGGGAGAGGUAGCUUCGGGUUUGUCUACAAAGCUGUUUUGUCUGAUGGGGUUCAAGUCGCGGUCAAAAGAGCCAACGCUGCGACCAUUAUUCAUUCCAACAACCGAGGCUUCGAGUCCGAGUUAGAGGUUCUUUGCAAGAUCAGACAUAACAACAUUGUAAAUCUUUUGGGAUACUGCUCGGAGAUGGGUGAAAGGCUUUUGGUUUACGAGUACAUGCCGCACGGUACGCUCCAUGAUCAUCUCCAUGGAGAUCUUUCUCAGCUGGACUGGAGCAUGAGGUUGAAGAUUAUGUUGCAAGCUGCAAGAGGGCUUGAUUACUUACACAACGAGGUGGAUCCUCCGGUGAUUCAUAGAGAUGUGAAGACGUCUAACAUCUUGUUGGACGGCGAAAUGUGUGCAAGAAUUGCUGAUUUUGGAUUGGUUAGCUCGAGUGAAAGAGACUCAAGCAAGAGUGAUAGAGAAGGUGAUGUUUAUGACUUUGGUAUUGUUCUUCUUGAGAUGCUAAGCGGGCGGAAAGCUAACGAUAGAGAGUCUGAUCCUCCCGGGGUUGCGGAAUGGGCUGUUCCUUUGAUCAGGAAAGGUAAAGCUGCCGCGAUUAUCGAUAGGAACAUUGGUUUGCCUAGAAAUGUUGAGCCGUUGCUUAAGUUGGCUGAGUUGGCUGAGCUUGCUGUGAGGGAGAAUCCUAACGAGAGGCCAAGUAUGAGAAAUCUAUUGAGCUUUCUUGAUCUUAUUGUCAAGACUGGACUCACCUUUUAAUUUGAAGAAGCGUUACAAAAUGUGAAUUAUAUUAUCAGCCUUGUUUUCUUAUGCUUUUGUUACAAAAUUGUACAAUCAUUGGUUAAUUAAAGUAAUAAACUGACAGAUUUCUUUGUCAAAAUGUAUCAGAAA
Brassica napus (rape) is the source of this 3292-nucleotide messenger RNA. Its product is annotated as serine/threonine-protein kinase-like protein CCR2. Gene Ontology annotation, biological process: protein phosphorylation. Gene Ontology annotation, molecular function: ATP binding; protein kinase activity. Lineage: Eukaryota; Viridiplantae; Streptophyta; Magnoliopsida; Brassicales; Brassicaceae. The transcript has a single exon. The coding region runs from base 866 to 3160 and encodes 764 amino acids. The record is from RefSeq and is a predicted model, not a curated record.